Messenger RNA from Drosophila busckii, 823 nucleotides. Its product is annotated as trypsin-1. The record is from RefSeq and is a predicted model, not a curated record. Gene Ontology annotation, molecular function: serine-type endopeptidase activity. The transcript has a single exon. Gene Ontology annotation, biological process: proteolysis. The coding region runs from base 20 to 775 and encodes 251 amino acids. Lineage: Eukaryota; Metazoa; Arthropoda; Insecta; Diptera; Drosophilidae.
AACAUAUUCAGUUACUAAAAUGUCUAGACUACACAAGCUCAUUGCUCUGCUCCUGCUGCAGCUCGCCAGCUGCCACUGCGCUGAGCUAACUCGCAUCAUAGGCGGUCAGUUUGCGGCGCCCGCUCAGUUUCCACAUCAAGUGUCGCUGCAGCUUAAGGGACGUCAUACUUGCGGCGGCUCUUUGAUCUCGGAGAACUUUAUUGUCACCGCUGCUCAUUGCACCAUAGGCCAGAGUCCUAGUCAAAUGCGCGCCAUUGUAGGCACCAAUGAUUUGGGCGCUGGCAAUGGACAAACUUUGGACAUAGCACAGUUGAUUAUUCAUCCGCAGUACAAUCCACAGAGUCAGGACUUUGACAUGUCGCUCAUACGCCUCGCUACUCCUGCCAAAUUGGGCGCUGCAGUGCAAACCAUACAGCUGGCAGCAGCUGAUGCUAACUAUGCAGCGGAUACUUUGGCCACCAUUAGCGGCUUUGGCGCCAUCAAUCAGAAUCUGCAGCUGCCCAAUCGUCUGAAGUAUGCCCAAGUGCAGCUCUGGAGUCGCGACUUUUGCAAUGCUCAAAACAUACCUGGCCUUACAGAUCGCAUGGUCUGCGCUGGACAUCCCAGCGGACAGGUGAGCAGCUGCCAAGGCGACUCUGGUGGCCCGUUGACCGUUGAUGGCAAACUAUUUGGCGUUGUCUCCUGGGGCUUUGGCUGCGGCGCUAAGGGACGUCCUGCUAUGUACACAUAUGUGGGUGCACUGCGUUCCUGGAUCAAGCAGAAUGCUAAUGUUUAAUUGCCAUAUGCUUAACAGAACCAAAUUGACGAAUAAAUAAAUAUACAA